Coregonus clupeaformis (lake whitefish) is the source of this 1606-nucleotide messenger RNA. RefSeq lists its product as uncharacterized. The record is from RefSeq and is a predicted model, not a curated record. Gene Ontology annotation, cellular component: external side of plasma membrane. The transcript has 8 exons. Gene Ontology annotation, biological process: immune response. The coding region runs from base 731 to 1483 and encodes 250 amino acids. Lineage: Eukaryota; Metazoa; Chordata; Actinopteri; Salmoniformes; Salmonidae.
UUUCAUAAAUGUAUUUCUGAUAUCCUGUUAAUUAAUGAAAAUAUUAUAUAUGCCUACAUGUAGCCUAUUCUAUGAUUUUGUUGUUUUAAAUAAAUUAUGCAUUUUAAGUUUAUCAGAAGUUCUAAUAGGCAUUCUCUCGUCAUCCAUUGUUCUCCCUUUCUCUUAACAUCACCCGCUCACAGUGAAACAUGAACUUCAGUACGGGUACACCUACUUCAAUUCCUCCCACUAUGAAGUUGUUGGGUUGUUGGAUGGUGAACUUGUGGACUUCUUCAGCAGAGGCCUCAAUUCCCCUGUACCUAAAAAAAGAUGGAAUGAAAACGAGACAAGCUUUGGAUAUUAUGAGUGGAAAGAAAGUAUUUCACAUCGACAGGACAUUAAUACGUGUUUUUUAUCCAGUGCUGUAGACCUGAAGAGGCACUUUGUAAAACAUAACUUAGGUGAGUUGCACCUUUGCUUUCUCAGCGUUGUUUUAGUUCAGUGUACUAAAUGCAUGUUAAUCCUUUCCAUCUUUGUCGUAUUAGGGGGUGAUAUUGUGCAGAUGAGACUUGGCUGUACUAAAAACCACCACUGGAGGCCUUAGCACGGAGGAGAAAGACAUUGGCUUUGCUGAGUUUGCCUAUUAUGGAAACACAGUGCUGCUCCUCAGUCAUAACUCAAACAUGUGGAUUCCAAAAGAUGAAGAUGAUCAACAUUUCACACCAUUGCACAAAAAUUGAACACCCUGAGCAUGAAAGACACUUUCACCAACUUUGUGAAUGUUAAGUGUCCUGUGGUACUUGAUCGUUUUCGAAUAUUAGAGAGCAAGAACUCAUCUGCUCCAAAGGUCUACACUGUCCCUAGUGGCUCUUUAAAACCUGGGUGGGUCAACCUGACUUGUUUAAUUACCGGAUCCUAUCCGAAGUCAUCACCCAUCGAGAUGAAUCUGUUUAGGGACAACAUCCUCCUAACGGAGAUGGAGGGUGUCCAUUCAUCGGGAGUCAGACCUAACGAAGACCACACCUACCAGCUGAGGAAGACAGUGAGGAUUAACGCCUCAGAGUCUGUCGUUUAUCGAUGUGAUGUCAAUCAUAAAAGCUUCCCUAAACCACGGAAUUACACUUGGGAGGUGAAAAAACAAGAGGAGGAGGAGCGAUCACAUCCUCUACUGGCUGUCGUUGCUGUUGCUGUCGUUGCUGUUGCUGUCGUUGCUGUUGCUGUCGUUGCUGUCGUUGCUGUUGUUGUUGCUGUUCUGUUUUUCAAAAACAGACGGAGAUCUGAACCUAAUGAACAUUUGGCUGCUCCUAAUCCUGAAGAGAAUGCUGCGCUGAGAGCUCAAGAUGGAGGGAGUUUGACUGAUCCAAGAGGUGAUGCCACUUCUGUCAAUCUGUCCUCUGAGAGAGAUGUUCUUUCAAAUGACCCUGAUGCUGAAGGUGAAAAUGAUGAAGCCUAUGGGAGUUGUAGAAGCUCUGAUUCAGACCUGUCACAGAUUCAAAUAACCUAAUUGGAAUUCAACACAGACCCAGCUGACAACACUCUUAUCCGAUUGUCAAUUUCCAAACGUUUUACGUGCCAACUGAAGAUAACCCAGAUCAUAUGAUUAUGCAUUACCUCUGCCUGGGAUCAA